AUGAAGUUGGUCAGAUUCCUAAUGAAACUCAGCCACGAAACGGUAACCAUUGAACUAAAGAAUGGCACACAAGUGCACGGCACAAUCACCGGUGUGGAUGUAGCGAUGAACACACAUUUAAAGGCGGUGAAGAUGACCAUAAAGAACCGGGACCCGGUCACACUCGAUUCGCUCAGUAUCCGCGGUAACAACAUUCGAUACUACAUUCUGCCGGACAGUUUACCGCUGGAAACGUUGCUUAUCGAUGAUGCGCCUAAGACGCGAGCAAAGAAACGGGAAGCAAAUCGUGGAGGACCGCGCGGUCGUGGCAGAGGUACGCGGGGUGGUCGCGGUGGGCCGAGAGGCGGUCGAGGCGGUGGACGCGGACGCGGAAGACGCUAG
Anopheles marshallii is the source of this 381-nucleotide messenger RNA. RefSeq names its product probable small nuclear ribonucleoprotein Sm D1 (gene SmD1). Gene Ontology annotation, cellular component: U12-type spliceosomal complex; U5 snRNP; precatalytic spliceosome. Gene Ontology annotation, molecular function: RNA binding. Lineage: Eukaryota; Metazoa; Arthropoda; Insecta; Diptera; Culicidae. Gene Ontology annotation, biological process: RNA processing; spliceosomal snRNP assembly. The transcript is spliced from 2 exons. The coding region runs from base 1 to 381 and encodes 126 amino acids. The record is from RefSeq and is a predicted model, not a curated record.